Molecule: messenger RNA, 1438 nt
Organism: Acanthochromis polyacanthus (spiny chromis)
Lineage: Eukaryota; Metazoa; Chordata; Actinopteri; Pomacentridae
Product: myelin-associated glycoprotein-like
Exons: 7
Coding region: 33-998 (321 amino acids)
Source: RefSeq, a predicted model, not a curated record
UUAUCAUUCUGCAGAAAGAAAACCUGAAAAGCAUGGACAGAAAGAACAAGCUGAUGAUUUUCUCUCUGCUUUUGGCAGGCAUAUGCAGCCCUGUGUUUAGUGGAGAAUGGAGAGCCCACGUGGUAAAAACCCUUGAUGCCCUGGUUUCAUCCUGUGUUGUGGUUCCCUGUUCGUUCACUUAUCCUGGAGGAAACCUGCCCAGCUCCAGUGUCAGAGGAAUCUGGCAUCGUCGUGAUAAACGAGAUGAAUACAUCUAUCACAAUAAUCACACUAGGGUCUUGGAUAACUUUAAGGGCCGCACACAGAUGUUGGGACAUCUGGGUCAGGACAACUGCACCUUAGAAAUAGUUGACAUUAGAGAUCACGACAACGGCCCUUUCUGUUUCCGGAUUGAACGCAUACGAACAGAGGAUAAUAAACCCACCAAAGACAAGUUCUCCUUUGUUGAGGAGUGUGUCGAGUUCAACAUGCUCCCUGAUGCUCCAGCUCCUACACUGAAUCAUCCACCGACGGCCAUCGAGGGGCAGCCGUACACCGUCACCUGCUCCAUCAUCCAUACCUGCCCCUCCCACUGGCCUGAACUCUCAUGGACUGGGAGAAUUGGAGAAAUCAGAGAGGAUCAUAAGGACAUUCGCUCUGGCAACUGGGAGACACAGUCUAUCUUAACAUUUGUUCCUGAGGAGAAGGAUGACCACAGCGAGAUCACCUGCACGGCUGAGUUUUUUGGACGGAAGACGUCCUCCAAAACUUUUCAACUGUAUAUAAAACGUACAGAAAACUACAAUCACAUCAUCAUUCCUACUGUAGUGGCCAUUGGUACGGCUGUGAUCGUUGGACUUCUCUGCAUUUUCAUGCCAACAAAAAAUACAAUGUCUACACUCUCAGAUGAAUACAGCCAACCUCCAGUGAUAUCAUCAUCAGCAGCCUCCUCACCAACCCCCUCAACAGAAGCUGUUCAAUGUACCCCAACAGACGCAGAAGCUGAAGGCAAGAAGUGAAAACGACUGUCAUCAAAAUAUGGAAUCAAAGGAGGAAGGAGAAGGACACCGAAAGCAUAAAUGUUCCAGUGAAUGAAAUGAAGUAAACAGGCAAAUCACAGAGGAAAGAAUCCAUUUGUUUGGCAGGCUUGUUUUAUUUUUCUGCUUUUAUUCAUUUACCAUUUUCAGAGUGAAGAAAUCAUCCAAAUAACAGCUGAUAAAAUGUUUUCUGUUUUUGAAUAUCAUAGCCAGUAAUAACAGGAUGCGCUGCCUUUUGUGAAUGCUUGAUUUCUGUGAAUCAUGUUAACCAAACAUAAACCUUUUGCAAAAAAAAAAAAAAAAAAAUGCUUCGAUCACAUCAUUUAAUAAAAAACAACUAACAGUGUUGUCUGAACGGAUGUAUCUGUCAUGUAAAUGCAUAUUCAAACAUUAAAUGUUCAUAUACGCUUAAACUGUAGUGA